Klebsormidium nitens is the source of this 789-nucleotide messenger RNA. Lineage: Eukaryota; Viridiplantae; Streptophyta; Klebsormidiophyceae; Klebsormidiales; Klebsormidiaceae. The record is from the annotation of a GenBank genome assembly.
AUGAGGUCAUCCGGGGAUGCUGCUGACAUCAGGGGUAAUGUCGGGAAUCAGGAAUCGCCCCACUCGAGUCGAAGCAUCCGGGUGCCGACACCUGGCGCACAGGUGAAGAGCGCCAUCCCGAUCGAGGCGCACAAGCUGCAGUACCUGACGUCGGACACGGUGUCCGCGUACGGGCUCAAGAAGCUGGUCAAGUUCGUCCGGAGCACCAAGAUCCGGACGUACUCGUCCAUCAUCUCGCACCAGGACGAGUCGGAGAUCGACAGCGAAUUUCAGGCGAAGGCGGUGGCGCGGCGCAUCUUCCGCAACGUGGCCAGCCCGGGGCAGAACUACCUCACGGAAGACGACCUGCUGCACUUCCUCGACGAGGCGACCGCGGAGCGCGCGCUGUGCACGUUCGAGGGCGUGGAGCGGGGCCGGAUCACCAAGCUGGCGCUCGUCAACUGGGUGGUGGGCAUCUACAAGGAGCGCAAGGCGCUGGCGCUCUCGCUGAGCGAUACCAAGACGGUGGUGGCCAAGCUGCACUGGGUGCUUGACGUCAUCCUCGCCCUCUUCCUCGUCAUCAUCUAUCUGCUCGUUUUCAACAUCAGCGCCACGCGGCUGCUGGUGAUCAUCUCGACGUGGCUCCUCCCCGCCACCUUCAUCUUUGGGACCACCGCCAAAGACAUGUUCGUGUCCCUCAUGUUCCUGUUCGUGCGGAAUCCGUUCUCGGUGGGCGACAGAAUCCAGGUCGACACCACGCAAUACAUCGUCGAGGAGAUGAACAUCAUGGAUACCACGCUGCUGCAGUAG